ACGCUCGCUGCCAUCGGCCGGUGCGCGAACUAUGAUAUCAUAAUCAAUUUGUUUUCCGUAUCUCUUAUCUGUAUUGAAGACUCACUUGUGUGGAAUUGUAAACAAAUGUGCAGUGAUUGUAUUAAAUACUAACUAUCAGAGUACUUGGUAAAGAUAUUUGAAGUCAAUAACUAUGGAAAACGCCACAGUUGACCUUCCAGCUCACCUUGUAGGUGGAAUAAACGAAAUCAUUCAAAAGGAAGGCUUCAAUUCAUACGCGGUAGACGCGCGAAAGGUAAACACGAAUGGUGAAAGUUAUAUGUCUGACUUAUUCACAAUCAACAUCAAAGGUAAAACAGUAAAAUGUAAUAAACAACUAAAUCUCUUUGUUAAAACAAUGAUGGUCGAAGGAAUUGAGAAUGCAGUUGUAUCUGUAAGUGACGUUUUUCUGGCGGAAACAUUUGCUUAUAACACACUAAAUAAACUCUUUAGAAAACUACAAAAUGAUGCCAAUAUCCCUAUUGAAGAAAGAUUCGAAAUGAUAAAAAUGUAUGAGACAUCGGAUCCAAAAUCCAUAAUAUUGGAAAACAUGGCAAUAAAAGGUUACAAAACGUAUGAUCGAUUUAAAAUUAUACCCGUGGAAUUGGCAGAAUUAUGCGUAAAAAAAUUAGCGAAAUAUCACGCUUUAUCUUUUGUCAUUGAGAAAAAAGAUCCGGAAUUUUAUGAAAAUGAAAUAAAACAUAGGAAGAUAAAUUGUGAUUUCGAUGAAUAUUCUGGUUUUAUCGAUCAUGUGUUUGAUAAUGCUGUUGACGUAUUGAGUUCUGAAGAAGCUAAGAAUAGAUUACAGAAUUUUUCAAAGACUGCACUUGAAAGGUGCAAAUUUCUGGCAGAAGAAAAAGAUACAAAAAUAUGUGUCCUAAAUCAUGGAGACUUUCGCAUUAACAACCUUUUGGUCCAAGAAAAGGACGAUGAGUUUCUAAAGGUCAUUCCGAUUGACUAUCAACAGAUGGCCUACGGACACCCUCUCAAGGACUUAUUUUACUUCAUAUUUGGAAGCACAGAUCAAGAAUUCCGCAAUAACAACCUUCAUCAUCUCAAGGAUUUGUAUUAUAACAGUUUGAAACACUUCCUCGCUUACUUCAAUAUACGAACAGACGAUGUUUGGCCAAGAUUCCAAUUUGAGAAGGACUUUAUAGAAAGACUAGACUAUGGAAUGGUGGUAGGACCCCAAAUAUUUCCGUUCAUAUUGGCUGCAGAAAAUGAAAUUCCAGAUAUUAGUAAACAGGGGCUAGCCGGCAUUUCUAUUGCAAAAGACAAUCCAGUUUACAGAGAAAGAAUAAAAGAUUUGGUUGACGAAGCUAUGAAAUGGGGCAUCAUUUAAAUGUUAAUAGUACCUACUGACUUCAAUAAGGUGUAUCGCCCUUAAUUUCAUUUUAAUUUUUACGAAAUAUUCCAUGUAAGAGAUCGCUCUUAACGAUAAGGCCGUCUAUUUAACAUUUUCCCCACUCUGUAAGUAUAUUUUUUGUUUCAUUUAAGUAAUGUUCAAUAAAGUUUCUUCUAUGUAUUGUA
Molecule: messenger RNA, 1548 nt
Organism: Plutella xylostella (diamondback moth)
Lineage: Eukaryota; Metazoa; Arthropoda; Insecta; Lepidoptera; Plutellidae
Source: RefSeq, a predicted model, not a curated record